UGCUGACCAUUGACGUCUUACCCUCUUACCCAUGGAUAGGACGGCAAUGCUGCUGACAAUCCCAAAAGUCACCGUGUUGCCACUGAAUAGCAUGGAAUUAAACCUUCUUCAGUGUUUAUCUUUUGUGGUUCUAACCUCCCAUAUUUGUGAUGUUUAAUAACGUUGAAAUCUAGAAAACAUUCCUAGCUACAAAAUGAAUAUCAAGACGCAGCAACAAGUGUUGUUCAAUGAACUCUGUAGAGCAUGUUUGCGUAAAAGUAAUAAUAUGAGAUAUAUGAUGGACACAACUGAUGAGACAACGAAAACACUUUUGACGACUUUCUCAUGUUUCCUGGACAAGGAGCUGAAAUUCAAUAAACUGUAUCCAUGCUAUCUAUGCCCUACAUGUGAGUGGAAGCUAAGAUCAUCUUUUGAAUUCAGGACAUUGUGUUUGAAAUCAGAUCAAUGUAUCACAACUAUUCUUUCACAGACAAAUCUGAUACAGAGUAACUUGGUGAUUGAUGUUAAUGCUGCACCAUUACCACAGAGCAAUAAAAAAUCAGCUGCAGGCCACAGUCAAGAAAAUCAGUUGGAUAAGGGAAGUUAUGUACCUCAAACAGCAAUUUUUAAGCCUACAGAUCAACAAUUGAAUAAUAUAGAGCCUCCUAUUAAAAUCAAAGAUGAAGAUACUGAUGAUGAUCUAUAUUAUAAUGCUGGUGCCUAUGAUGCUAUUGACAAAGUAGAAGUGAUAGAAGUGCAUGAUGAAGAACUUCACUAUACAGAUGAUAAGACAGCAACUAUCCCAUCCAUUUCCAACCAAUUGACAUCAAUGAAUCAGAAAAAAUUAUGCACUGCCAUCAAGUUUGAAUGUCAGCUUCCAUGGAAUGCCAAGAGGAAAACGAAAAAAAUAAGACAAAGAGCAGACGAAAACCCAAAGUUGAAACUAAGUAGAUAUCCAAGGGAAGAAGUACAGGUGCACAUAGAUGCAAUUGAGUAUAAAAGCAACCAGGAACUUGAGUGUUUAUUCUGUAAGACUAUGUGUCAAGGACAGAGAGCACUAUGUCGACAUGUGACUGCAGCUCAUAUGGAUAAAAAAAGCAAGUGGUGUUCUACUUGCAACAAACAAGUAGAAAAUUUGCCUGUACACAAAAAAGAUAAUCACCAGGAUCAUCUGACGUGCCCAUUUUGUGACAAAAAGCUGUCUAUUGUUGGGAAGUAUAAAGCGCAUCUACAAAGACAUAUCGUGCUUGAAGAAGAAUUCAGAUGUAUAAGAUGCAAUGUGCUUUUCCAAUCAGAAAGAAAUCUCAUGAUACAUACAAGGAAGAUGCACACUAAAGAGAUUUUGUACUCUUGCGAUUCCUGUCCUCAAAAGUACAAGUCCGAAGUACAGUUGCAUUUACAUCACAAAAUUCAUUACAAACAGAUAAACAAGGAAUGUCCGGAUUGUAAAGCUAAGUUCGAUACAAAUGAUCAGAUUGAUAGGCAUGUGUGUACUCAACAAAACAAAGUGAUUUUGGAAAGUUACGAUGGGCUUAAAAACUUCUGUAAACUGUGCGACAAGAGAGUCAGAAGUUUGGAUGUGCAUUAUAAGACAUAUCACGAUCCAGCUUUUAGCCUUGAGAAGUCGAAAAAGAGAAAAACGGAGAAUGGUAAUCCGUACCUGUGUUCCACAUGCGGGAAAGCAUAUAAGUCUAAAUUUACAUUGACUGUGCAUAUGAGGAACCAUACUGGAAUCAAGCCAUUCAAGUGUAAGGUUUGCGACAUGAAAAUGGCCAGUAGAACACAUAUGAAAAAUCAUGAAAGGGUACACACUGGUGAAAAACCUUUCAUAUGCUCAUACUGCGGAAAGAGAUUCAGGACAAAAUCGACGUUAAAUUAUCACGUGCAAAUCCACACUGGGAAAUCUACUCCAUGCUCUUUGUGCCCGAAAAGAUUUGCGAGACCUAUUGAAAUGAGGGUCCAUAUGUUCUCCCAUACAGGUGAAAGGCCAUACAAAUGCGACGAAUGCGGACAAACAUUUACCCAACAUUGUCAUUUGGUACAACAUCGUCAUAAGCAUACGGGAGAGAGGCCUUAUAAGUGUGAAUUCUGCGAAAAAGCUUAUCCUCACCCACAUACGCUAAGGAAACACGUGAAGAUCGUGCAUUUAGGUGAAAAGUUCCUCAAAUGCCGCCUAUGUUCUUUUGAGUGUAAUCAGUGGAUACAUCUCAAGCGACAUAAGGAGACCAACCAUAAUAUGGAAAUCGCAACUGAAAAUCAGGAAGUUGAUAGUUCAUAAUAAAAUAGUUUAUUUUGUUAUAUCAUACCUAUAAUAAAUGUAUCACAGUUA
This is a messenger RNA of Acanthoscelides obtectus, 2308 nucleotides long. The record is from the annotation of a GenBank genome assembly. NCBI's taxonomy places the organism in Eukaryota, Metazoa, Arthropoda, Insecta, Coleoptera, Chrysomelidae.